Sphaeramia orbicularis (orbiculate cardinalfish) is the source of this 4993-nucleotide messenger RNA. RefSeq names its product HMG box domain containing 3 (gene hmgxb3). The record is from RefSeq and is a predicted model, not a curated record. Bases 220 to 4077 code for a protein of 1285 amino acids. The transcript is spliced from 21 exons. NCBI's taxonomy places the organism in Eukaryota, Metazoa, Chordata, Actinopteri, Kurtiformes, Apogonidae.
AGCAACAAACCGCCAUGUUUUUACAAGUCGACGAUUAAACGAAGAUACUUUACAGACAUUUGUGCAUCACAAAUUCCGGACAUGAUACCGAACACUGACCAAAUUCAGUAUUUUCUACCGUCGGUAAAAUGGCUUUUGUUUUCGGUGUUUUCUAACGGUUGCUCAGAGCAGUUUGCAAAGCCUCGGGCCGUCGUAGUUGGCUCAAGCUUCUUAUAGAUCAUGGAGAAAGUGGAGAUGUAUGAGGUUAAAGUGACUGAGGAAGUGGAGAGCAGUUAUAAAGAAAUGGACAUGAGUCCCCCAAAGAAGAGGAAAAGUAAAGCUCAAGAGGACAGCACUGAUAAACCUAAGAAGCCCAGGUCCGCCUACCUGCUCUACUACUUUGAUGUUCACCAAAUUAUGCAACAGGAAGUCCCUAAUCUGCCUCAAUCUGAAAUCAACAAGCGCAUCAGUGAGAGCUGGAAGAGACUCAGUGUAGCUGAGAAAGGCUACUACCUGGAGAAAGCCAAGUUGGAGAAGGAGGGCACAGACAUUUCCUUACCCAGUCCAUCCAAAGACCUGCCAGGCUUCCGCAAGAUCCUCCCCCGAGCCAAUUACUUUCUUUUGGCUAAAGGCUGCCCUUCAAAUCACCUGCCAGGAUGCUCUCAGCCUGAUGUUAGUGCAGAGCCUGUGGAUUCUACACUGAAGGGAGGCCCGCCUUCUGUCACUGUCACCCAGGAGCCACGGUUCCCACCUCUAGGGUUGACGAGUGAAAUGGAACUUUCUGAGCAGUCCAUCACUAUUGAUGACAUGGCAGAGGAAAGUGCAGUGGCAUCUCACUCCACAGUCCUUCAACAAGCCCUGCCCUCUUCUUCCUCGUCUGUCUCAACCAGACCUUCCACCUCCUCAGGCAUGCAUGUCACACAGGGCUCUGCAGACACCACCACGAAUGGGUUUAAACUAAAAGGAAAUGAGACCAUUGUGGCUGGGAGUCCUCAUGGUGGGACGCUAGCGCAACAAAUACAGGGGGAAACUACCCAGGUGGUUGCCAUCAUACCAACCCAGAAUCUACUGGAGCCGAAGACUUUGACAGGUGUCAGCUCUGUGGGUCCAGUAAUGAUGGUCUCAGUUGAAUCCAGUGUAGAGCAAAGUGCCAAGCCAUCAUAUAAAAUGUCUGUAAAGACUUACACAAGAAGAGGUCGGGGGAGAUGUCUGAAUCCUGGCUGUUCAUUUGUGUACGUCACUCGCCACAAGCCACCAACAUGCCCUGAAUGUGGAAGCCAUCUUGGUGGCAAAUGGAUCCCAGCAGCAAAGAAAGCAAAAGUGAAAGAAGAUCUAUCCAAACAAACGCCACAAAAAGUUGAGACUAAGUCUGAUGAAAGCUACCCAGCCACACUGUCCCCUGCUGAGGAGGGGGAUGCUGAUACCAGUAAAACAAAAGUGACUGAGAUCAACAAGGAAGCACUCGUUCAACGGUGCUCCAGAAAGCAGCAUGCAAUUACAGCUGGGAAGCCACCAGAGGGCAGCAGCACCAAGCAAAAAGACCAGACAAAACCCUUGGACAACUGUUUUAAAGAUCCGACAGUCCAAAGUCAAGACAAAAGCAGUGCUGUUGUUCAGAAGAGACCUGUGAGACCCAUUCUCCCUGCGUAUUAUAGCACAGGCAGUGCCUUGUUCCAGAUUAUAACUGUGCCACCCAACAAAGGAAAAUUUACCAGCACAAACAACAAAUCAUCUGUUGUGGCUCAAGAGAGUUUCUCUGGUCUCAAACCAAGCACCUUGAAACAGCUCGGCCAGACGGUCCCAACAGUCACAGCCAAGCAGGAUCCAUCUGUCCCAGCAGAUGGAGCCCAGACUGUGGCUUCGCUGACUGACAGGAGAGUCAACAUCCUGUCAUUGGUGCCUUUCAAACAGAGCCCUGUUUCUAACUUUGAUCUGGGGCUGUCCACAGCACGAGGCAGGGGUCGGUGUAAGAACCCAUCAUGUGACUAUAUGUAUAAAAACAGACACAAACCUGCAGUGUGCCCUAAAUGUGGCUGCAUGUUAAGCCAGAAGAAGACCAAGGGAAGAACAAAGGGGGGGGCCUUACUAGACCCGUACCAGGCUCUGAGUCCUGCUCAGAAGGACCUGCAGCGCCAGUCUACGCUGCAACUCUUGCGCCGUUCGCUGCAGAUUCCUGAAAGUGAGACUGAGCUCCAGGAAAUACUGACACUCAUCCAGGAGCUCAACAGUCUCCAGAUAGUUUUGGUUCAACCGAGUGAUCAGGAGCAGGAUGGUAGCGUGGAAACAGAGACUCUGAUUGAGUCUGGGUGGCCUCAGUUCUUUGAAUCAUCAGCAACACAGUGUGUCCUGUGUAACUACCCUCUUUUCAAAGGAGGUCAAAGUACUGUUGCAGGACAAGAAGACUGCUGGCUACUUACUGAGACACUGAUCCACACUGCUUCUCUCCAUCUUAAGGUGUGUCUCAACCUCCAGUGCCUGGCCCUGCACAGUUUCACUGACCUACAUCCAGGUUUGUUCAACAUUGGGAACAGAUUACUGGUUAGUAUAGACCUGUUUUUAAGGAUCAGAGCAAGCAUCAAACUUGGCCAUGCACCAUCUCAUGCUGCAAAGACUUUACUGGACCACGUCCCCAAUCACCCUGUUCAUGCUCUCAGUCCAGAGGAGUCAUCUCAAAUCCAAGAGCUUCUCCUGAAUGGCUACUGGGCCUUUGAGUGUCUGACAGUGCGUGACUACAACGAUAUGAUCUGUGGUGUUUGUGGUGUUGCUCCCAAGCUAGAGAUUGCACAGAGAUACACAGACAACGUCCUGGAGCUCAAAAAUGUCGAGUUUACGUGGCCUGAAUGUUCAGUCUCAGAUGAGGUGCACGUUGAUGACUUCUGGCUGACCAUGGAGAGUGAGGCCAUUGAGCAGGCGGCUUUCCCCACAGACAUCCCUAUCACAAGGGUGGAUGCUUCUAUCAUUGCUCCCUUUAUUCCCCCUUUAAUGAGGAGUCACACUGUUAUCAACACAGAGAAAGACAAAGUCCUGUCUCACCCACAGCAGCCGUCAGGUGAUCCAUCAGUGUUGGUACGUCUUAUCCAUGAUGGUCACCUGAGACUCAAUAACAUUGAGGAUCACAGCGAGGAUGAGCUGAGGAUAAUACUGACACGCUGUGGGGUGACCAUCACCCCGGCCAUGGCUAAGAAUGAGCUGUUGGCCUCUUUGAUCUCCUUGUACACACUUGUUCAUGGCGGACUCUCAACAGCCCCACAGCCCCCCCUACACCUCACUGCUGGAAAAUUGUCCAAGAUCUGCCCCCACAAGGUGGUCUGUGCUUCUAAGUGCCUGGUUAGGGGGGAAACGGCUCGGGACCACGUUGACCUGCUGCUGUCGUCCCGCUACUGGCCUCCGGUGUACGUUAGUGACUGUGCCCGGAAGGUGGCAGUCUGUGCUGAUAUGCAGUAUCCAGAUCUGGCAGCCCAGAUGUGGGGCAGGAACCAAGGGUGCUUCUCUGACCCUUUUGAGAAACCAGAGUUUGUGUCAUGUGCUGAGCUGCAGGAACAGCCGUACUGCGCUGACCUGUCCUUAGUAACAGAGAACCAGCAGAUCCACCCCAUCACUAAAUCGUCUUCCUGCUGGCUGGUGCAUCCUCCUGCAGCAGCUCAUACCCAGGACCCUCCGUCUCCAGAGCACCACUCAAUGCUCCUCUGCAGAGACCUGGAGCCGUACAUUGGCUUGUUUACUGAACUGGACAAAAACGAGGGGACGGAAGUAGAAGAGGGUUCACAACACGCUGACAAAGCUGACAAACCUGACGACGGCAGUGACGCAACAGAGUUGUGUGAAUCAGUGAGCCGUAUGCUUCAGCAGCCUGUGGUUUUUAACAAUACAGCAUAUUACUACCUGUACAACCGCCUGGUGGACUUCCUCACCAGCAGAGACAUUGUCAACCAGCAGAUCAAUCAGGUGGUGACGGCCUGCCAACCUGGGGAGGUGGUGAUAAGGGAUGCCCUGUACCGGCUGGGGGUGGCAAAGAUCAACACCGAGAAAAAGGAAGCUCAGGAGGGGGGACAGGCAGAAACAGGAGAGGCUUCACAUGAGGUUGUUCUGCCAGAAUAAUAAUGUUCAAGGUGGACAGCAGGACUGACAGACAAGCAGAUGGGUGGAAUAAAACGUCGACACACAGACAGUCGUGCCAAUAUGAAGAGAAAGGAGGUGAUACUGUAAGGAGAGAUGAAGGUGAAGAGUGAUCCAACACUGAAAGUCAAAAUGAAUGAGCAAGUAGAAUAAUCACAAGUGUAUUAAAGUUCAAGAAAUAUCAUGUAAUGUAAGCUUAUACAAAGUCACAAGUGAGAAGAAAUAUAUGGAUUAAAUGGUGCUAAUAUAGUAAAACUGAACCCUGUUCUGCCAGGAAUGGGGGAAAACAAUGCAGUGCUUAUUAGUAUUCACAAUGUAUUUCAAUUAACAGGUUAAAAUGUAUAUUUUAACCACCUCAAGCUCAUUAUUAUGAAGAAUGUAAAAAAGAUGUUUUAAGUAAAUUAAAUUAUAAAAAGAAUUAAACUUUUUUUUUUCACCAUUAUGGUACAAAGAGAGCAGAGUGUGUGAGGAGGUUAUAGAAACUGUCCUUAAUCUAAUUCAGUGUGUUUACUGACUAAAAGAAUGUACAAAGGAUUUUAGCAACACAACUAUCUGUAUUAUGUGAAAUCAUAAAUAGUAUGAUGUAAUUACAGGCCUUUAAUGAGACAUUUCUCCUUUAUGAUUUUUACUCUUACCUCUUUUACCUCUUGAUGCCUUUUUGACUGAAAAUUGUUGAAGCAACAAAUCUGUCAUUAACCUUGUGGCCUUUGUUUUAUUUAGGCUGAAAAUCUGUUUUCAUUCGAUCCUGAACUCAUGUAGUUACUGUAGGUUAAAUGGGGACAUCUGUUGGUCAAAAGCAUUCACUGCAUUUAAGUAUAAACCAACGUGUGUGUAGUUGAACCAAGUCCUGUAAAUUAAACUGUUCAUGUAAAUAAAUAAAUGACAAAACAUUAAUACA